CCAAUUACGGGAAGCAACGUCAUUUUCCAGCUCAUUAGUAGAUCGCCGUUACCUGCAGAAGGUGAGCCGGGCCUGGUAUAGGGGGGCAUACGGAGGUGAAUGGCGGCUAACCAGGUAGCUAACGCUGGUAGAUAUCACCAUAGCUACAACACUUUAGAGGUUAGAUUUUAGUUGAGCACGUGCGCUUUAAGGGUUUUUCAGUCGACGCUGCAGUCGCCGUUAAUUGCCGUUAACUUAACCGCCAUGUCAGAAAAGGCUCCACUUCUACAUUACCGACUCACCACCAGCACCGGUCCGGAGCCGAGAGAUGUAGCCCAACACAGCCGGGCCAAGGCGGACAGAGACGGUCGACGGUCCAAGGACAAAACCGCCCGAAAGCUCGGAGUGGUGUUUGGAGUGGUCAUACCAACUUUACUGUCCAUGUUCAGCGUCGUCGUCUUCCUGCGAAUCGGAUUUGUUGUGGGUCAAGCAGGGCUCUAUCAGUCUAUUGCCAUGUUCCUGGUGGCCUACUUCAUUAUCACCAUGACUGUGCUUUCUGUGUCCGCCAUCUCCACCAAUGGAGCUGUAGACGCUGGAGGCGCCUACUACAUGAUCAGCCGAGCCCUGGGUCCAGAGUUUGGCGGCAGCAUUGGGAUCAUGUUUUUCUUUGCCAAUGUGUGCGGCAGUGCUCUCUACAUUUUGGGUCUGGUUGAGGCUAUCGUGUCUGUCUUUGGCAUCCCUGAAGAGGGUGCUGCAGCUGUUGCAGGUCAUCAUCAGGUGUUGCCUUCAGGAUACUGGUGGUCUGUGCUUUAUGGUACUGUCCUGCUCUUCCUGUGUUUCAUUGUCUGCUUGGUGGGAGCCCACAUCUAUGCCAAAGCCACCUUUAUCAUUUUCAUCAUAGUCAUGACAGUCCUGGCUUCCAUAUUCGUCAGUUUCUUCAUUGUGGGGCCUGUUAUGGUUUUUCUGCCAGAUACUUCUGUUCUAAAUAGCACCAGCCUGACCACCGCCAAUUAUACUGGUUUCCGGCUCCACACCUUGAAGGGCAACCUAUUGCCCAGUUACACAGCAGACUACACCACCGGAGCCAUGAUGAGUUUUGCCACUGUGUUUGCUGUCAUGUUCAAUGGCUGCACUGGAAUCAUGGCAGGCUCCAACAUGUCAGGUGAUCUGAAAAACCCCAGCUAUUCCAUCCCAAGAGGAACUCUUGCGGCUGUCCUUAUAACUUUCAUCACAUACAAUCUGCUUAGUCUGCUGGCUGCAUGGUCCUGUGACCGUCACCUACUCCAAAGAGACUACAGUUUCCUGGGAGACAUCAAUAUAUGGCCGCCCCUGGUGACAGUCGGGAUUUACUCCUCCACUAUGUCUGCUGCCAUGAGUAAUCUGAUAGGAGCCUCCAGGAUCCUAUAUGCUCUGUCCAAAGACAACCUGUUUGGUGGUGUCCUGGCUCUAGCGAGGAAAACAUCUCGGAGUGGGAACCCUUGGGCCUCUGUGCUGGUCUCCUGGUUGCUUGUACAGGUGGUGCUGUUUGCUGGUAAAUUGAACACCAUAGCUGGUAUUGUAACUAUCUUCUUCCUGUUGGUCUAUGCUGCUGUGAACCUGGCCUGUUUGGCUCUCGAAUGGGCUUCUGCACCAAACUUCAGACCCUCAUUCCGUUGUUUUACCUGGCAUACUUGCACACUGGGCAUCCUUGGCUGCCUGGUCAUGAUGUUCCUGAUCAGUGCCAUUUAUGCCUUUGCCAGCAUAGCCUUUAUGCUGCUGCUCGUGAUGCUUAUCCACUACCUUGGUCCCAUCAGCAACUGGGGAUACAUCAGCCAGGCUCUCAUCUUCCACCAGGUACGUAAGUACCUGUUGAUGUUGGAUGUGCGUAAAGACCACGUGAAGUUCUGGAGGCCCCAGGUCUUGCUGAUGGUGGCAAAUCCUCGCAGCUGUACAGGUCUCAUGACCUUCAUUAAUGACUUGAAGAAAAGUGGCCUCUAUGUACUGGGACAUGUAAGGCUGGGUUUACUAGAUGAGUUGCCCUCUGAUCCUUUGCAGAGCCAUUACGAUUCCUGGCUGUCUCUAGUGGACCAUCUAAACAUCAAGGCAUUUGUCAACCUUACCCUGGCUGACUCUAUUCGACACGGAGUUCAGAACCUGCUUUUCAUUACAGGAUUUGGUGGAAUGAGGCCAAACACCAUUGUCUUGGGUUUCUAUGAUGACUGCACCCCUCAAGACCACCUCCAAGGUAAAAUUCUUGUGUCUACAGGCUAUGGCUUAGAUGCAGUCUGUCCAACCAAAGACCCUGGAGACCAAAGGUCCCCCUUCUUCCCCAAUGUGCGGGCUGCUGAGGAAGCCAAAGACCUUCAGGAAGAGGAAUAUGUGUCAGUGAUUGCUGACGCUGUAAAAAUGGGGAAGAAUGUGACACUGGCUCGUUACUUCAACCAGUUCAACCGUGAAGAGGUCUUGGGGUCAGAAAGAAAAAUUGGAGGCCACCAAAGCAUGACAGGACCCUUUGUUGAUGUGUGGCCUCUGAAUCUGCUUCGACCAGACAGCCGUGGCUAUGUCGACAUCUGCUCACUGUUCCUCCUGCAGCUGGCCUGCGUGCUUAAAGAGACCCGUGCCUGGAAGCAGGCAAAACUCCGCCUCUUCCUGUGUGUGGAGGCUGGUUGCAGUCUGCAGGAAGAGGAGGAGACGAAACUCAGGGUGAUGCUAAAGGAACUAAGAAUCUCAGCCCAGGUGCAGAUGGUGGCUUGGGACCAGGUGGUAGCGCUGCACUGGCAGAGACAAGGAGGAAGGGAGAGAGGGAAUCUAAUAGAGUCUGCACAGAAUGAAGAGAGUAUGGAGAGAGAAGAAGCUGAAGCUGAAAAUGAAAAGGGUAUCCAGACAUUCCCCAAUAAUGCUGCUCAUCUAACAGAUGAAUAUAUCUGUGCUGUGAACAAUCUGAUUCACCGACAUGGAGCCCCUAAGCCUGCUGUGCGUUUCCUGUAUUUGCCACGCCCACCAGCAGACACAAGCCGCUACUGUGCCUACCUGCACCAGGUGGACCUGUUGAGUCGAGACCUCGGCCCAACAUUACUCAUUCACGGAGUCACACCUGUGGUCACUACUGAUCUCUAGAUUUUUUACUAUCAACUCUUGAUCCAUCAUUGAUCCUGAUUCUGUAUUGUUCAUCAAUGGAAGUGCUUGUUGCCACCAGUUUAUUCACCUGAGAUUUGAGCUGUGAAGCACAGUAUCUGACCUGGGACUGAGAUCAGAAAGUCAUACCCAAAUUUAGCAUUUAUACAGUUAAUAUUUCCCCUACAUAAAUAAGACACUACAAAAUGGUUUUGAAUUCAAGGUUACUUCUGUGAUCCUGAAAGUUAUGAGCUGUGGCAUGCGAUUGUAUAAUUUCUACGUUUGGGGAGGGAAAGGAGGGCAAUUUCUUACAGUUCUCUCCCUCAGUUAAAUUUGGUAUGAGAAAGUAUUAGUCCCAUACUCUUGCUUAACUUGCUUAACAUACUCUUGUAUUCGUUAAAGUAAUUACAUGCUGGAACCGAGCUUCAACAUUGUGAUUGUUUUUUGUUUGUUCAUGUUAAUAGAAAAAAUAAAUUGAAUUGUUAUAUUA
This is a messenger RNA of Xiphias gladius (swordfish), 3562 nucleotides long. Its product is annotated as solute carrier family 12 member 9-like. Gene Ontology annotation, molecular function: potassium:chloride symporter activity. Gene Ontology annotation, cellular component: membrane. The transcript has 14 exons. Gene Ontology annotation, biological process: cell volume homeostasis; chloride transmembrane transport; chloride ion homeostasis. The coding region runs from base 244 to 3075 and encodes 943 amino acids. The record is from RefSeq and is a predicted model, not a curated record. Lineage: Eukaryota; Metazoa; Chordata; Actinopteri; Istiophoriformes; Xiphiidae.